Molecule: messenger RNA, 952 nt
Organism: Marchantia polymorpha subsp. ruderalis
Lineage: Eukaryota; Viridiplantae; Streptophyta; Marchantiopsida; Marchantiales; Marchantiaceae
Source: the annotation of a GenBank genome assembly
CAUCUGCCUCUUGAACACACAGACAGAGUCAGCCACCAGCAGCAGCAGCCGCAGCAGCAGUGUGGGCGUGAUUACGAGCUUGGACACGAUCGAACCGACUGGACGGGAACGCCAAGGCCGACGUGCACUGACAGAAGCUCUGUGAGAACACGUGAGGAAAGAUGCCGGAGGACAAAAGCAUAAACCAGUCGAGGCUCGGAGUCGACGGAGCGGGAGGAGUGAAGAAGACGGGACAGUUCCUCAGUCGCUCCAAUGUGCGCGUCUACUACGUCGGAGGAAUGGCCGCUCUCGGAUUGGCCUGGUUUUUUACGUCGUGGCAACCGAUCUCCUCCAAAUUGGACCCGGUGACUUCGAAAGCUGCGGAUCUGAGCAGAGGAGGCAAACUUCCCACCGGGCCGUCUUCCGAGGCUACGGAGGGUCCGAGGCUGCAGACGGGCCCCAAAGUCCCCAGUCCGCACGGAGGCGUCGCCGCCGCGCAGAGCGAGGGCGCCAAGCCCAAGUUCUGAUGAAGCAAGCCACGAGAAAGAAUCCAGAUGACCGAUGAUCGCCGGUCCGGUCAUCGAUGGGCGACCGUGAUCAUCGGUGGCUCGAUGCAGGGACGGAGAUUUUGCCCCACCUUGAGUCGAAAGUCAAGUUGUUCCCUUCGUUUGUGAGAGCCAUGUCUGUCACUUCGGAGUUGUUGGGAGGUGACGACCAUUGCUUGGGACUGUCCAGAUUGGAUACGGAUUCGAGACUUUAGAAUUUCAGUCGUUGUAACCGGGGUUUCGUGAUCCAUACGCACGGUUGGGUUAACGUUAACAUUGGACCCACACUCUUUAUCAUUUUGAGAUCAAUCUACUCUCAAAAUUUGUUGUAAAUGCUGCUUAUUACAAGAGAAGCUUGUUGCUGAAGCGGCUUCGUCUCAUGCUUCAUGUCAAUAAGAAAAGCCCUCGAAAUCCAGGCGACAGUUGUG